Molecule: messenger RNA, 1375 nt
Organism: Aureobasidium pullulans EXF-150
Lineage: Eukaryota; Fungi; Ascomycota; Dothideomycetes; Dothideales; Saccotheciaceae
Exons: 4
Coding region: 52-1095 (347 amino acids)
Cellular component (GO): RNA polymerase II transcription regulator complex
Molecular function (GO): transcription cis-regulatory region binding; DNA-binding transcription activator activity, RNA polymerase II-specific
Source: RefSeq, a predicted model, not a curated record
CGGCGCAGCUCCCAACACAGUUACGGCGGCAUUGCGACCAAGACGACGACCAUGUCUUCGGCUGCAGACUCGCAGGCCUUCGAGAUGAGUCUGCGCGACCAACUCAUCGCCGCUCAAAACAACCAUGCCCCUCCCACCCAGCAGCAACAACCUCUUGUCCACGCCCCACCUGCUUCUUCCUACGGCGCUCAUCAGAGUCAGCAAUCCAGCCAGCAGCAUCACCACGAUCAAGUCAUGGCUAUCCAGUCAUAUGGUAUGCCCCAUCAAGGUGCCGAUCUAGCCCACCCCCAUGGAGAUGCCGCCAACCCCAACACCCAAGGAACUGCACCCGCCAAGAAGGGAAGAAAUCAGCGCGAGCUCUCGAACACAAAGCGCGCCGCCCAGAACCGUGCCGCUCAGCGUGCUUUCCGUUUGCGUAAGGAGCAACACAUAAACCAGCUGCAGCAGGACAUCAAGAGGUAUGGGACCGCCGAGCACAACCUCAACAUUGUUCAGCAAGAGAACUCUGCCCUGAGAGCCUACAUCACUGAGCUCCAGACAAGAAUGACCGAGAAGAACAUGAGCUAUCCUCCUGCCCCUGAGCCCAUGCCACUGCGUUCUGCUGAAAUGUCGACCGACGACAACCAGUCUCCUCCUCUCCAUGACCAGGACCAGGACCAGACCUACCCUAACACGUCUGAUCGCCAGCCCUCUCAGCAUAACCAGCAUGACCAGCAGCAUCACUACCCUGUCAACUCUCCUCCUCAGAGCCAUGCUGCUGUCGUUCACGUCUACCCUCCACCAACCCUUACUCCUUCUCAUGACCAACACCACCACCGACAUGACCCUCUUGUUCACACUCAACACGCCCAUCAUGACUCCGCAAACGACCCUCUUCCUCCAGGUGCCAUCAGUCAACUCCAAGCUGCUGCCGCUCAAGCAGGUGACAUGGAUCGUCCUCACGCUCCUUCUCCUACGCAUCGUGACCAUCACCAGCAGGCUCAUCCUCAGGACGCUCAGUAUGUGCGUGCAAGUGAGUAUCCCGCUCACAAACGUCCCAGAAUUGACGACGAGCCUUCUCACCAAACACCCCCGAUCGACAAGCCAACCGCUUAGAAUGCGCAUGGCGACUUGUCGGAUGACUUUGUUGAUAUAAACACUUUGGAUCCCCAACUCCGCUCUUCGCUCGAACUCGAGCUCGAGCUCUUUGGUGACGACAGUGAUACUUUCUUCCAGAUUGACGGCAUAUUGCCUUCAGGUGCCGAUGUCAUCGACCAUCAGUGGGAUCCACUGGCUGACUGGAGACUCUAGCGACGGCCGAUCACAUGGCGUUACGAGCACUGCUUUCUCUUUCUAGCUCCAUUCGCCGCAGCAACCAAGCCCCCAAAAGACGAGC